AUGUCAACUCAUCAUUUAUCGAAAACAAACCACAUGAUUCAAAACAUGAUCACCCAAUCUGAAUCCUUUCAUCCUUCCGUUUCUCCAAAAAUUAUUUCCUCCAUUCAUGCAUUGACUCUUGUCGUUUUAAUAUUACUUGUUGCAUUCCGAUUCUUGAUUUCAAAAUGGAUGAAACAUUCUUUUCGGAUUUUCCAAUUCAUUUUAGUGGUUUUCAGCUGCACCUUUUCUGUUGUGUCUUUAUCGAUAUUAAUUUUUAUUCAAAUGACACAUGUCGUGAAUGAACAAAAUUUAAUUCUAUUUCGAUUAUUGUUGGGAGGAGUGUGCAUGCUCAUUCCUGGAGCAAUUUCUAUUGUAUUUGAAAGAGAACAUCAACCAAAGACUCCCUUUCAAUGGAAUUUUCAAGAAGGGUUGAAACAAUUUGUGGAGUGUUCGAAAAUUAUCAUUAAGGAUAAGAUUACUUAUUUUGGAAUUUCCACCAUUUUGUUUUUGCAAAUCGUGAUUCCUUUAGUUUCAAUUAUUCUAAUACCAGGUGUGAAAAUUUCAUCUUCCUCUUCCUAUUUAAGAAGAUUUAUUUCUGAAUUACUUUCAAACAUGCCUUCCAAUGAAAGUUCAUCAACCACUCACACUCUUCUCACCCAACUAGAAAAUGAUCAGUUUUUCACGUUCUAUCUCGUGAUCAUUGCUACUUCAUUACUAAAUUUGGGAUUGAAUGGAUUUUUCGGAUACGGAGAGGAAAAGUGUUGGAUAGAAUAUUUAUGGAAUCAAUAUUGGAAUUCUUUUCUCCAAAAGAACGAUAAGAAUUACAUCUUAGAAAGACUUAAAGGUCCAUAUAUUUUCAAAUUUAUCAAAAUUUCUUUAUGGAUUGGAUUCGUUCAUGGCUUAUGGCAUGCACCUUUGAUUUUAUUAGGACAUAAUUAUGGAAUUCCAGAAACGAAUUCUCCUAAUUGGAAAGGAGUAUGGAUGAUGACUGCAAGUUGUACCUUUCUUUCGCCUCUCCUGUGUUUUUUUCACAUAACGGAGCCAAUUAUCGAGCUCUUCUGCUUCGUGUGA
Naegleria fowleri is the source of this 1050-nucleotide messenger RNA. RefSeq lists its product as uncharacterized. The transcript has 2 exons. Lineage: Eukaryota; Heterolobosea; Eutetramitea; Acrasida; Naegleriidae. The coding region runs from base 1 to 1050 and encodes 349 amino acids. The record is from RefSeq and is a predicted model, not a curated record.